GUAUGGAUACAAAUUUACCCUGCUCAUAAAGCUCGACAGCCGGGGACUUUGCCGACAGCUCCGCGCUCGAGCGGCGCGGCCCCAGAGCCCUUUGACGAAUAAAAUGGACUAGCAAACAUAUUAACUCAUAAAGCCCUGGCAAUGGCGGCUCCAUCAUGCCGCAGGCUCACGCUCGAGGAGCUGGCGCCAAUGCAGGCUGCUUUUCAACCUCUCGCGGCAGCCUUCGCAGAGCUUCCGUUUCCCGACUCACAGCUGCUGGAAUGCAUCAAAUUGCUGCGAGGCCCUGCCCCGCCUGCAUCCGAAGCAGCUGUUACUGCUGUUGCCAACGUGGCAGCGGUGCAUGCUCUGCCUGCUGCGCCAGGCGGCCUGGCGCUCGGCGUCGGCGCCCAUGACAGCCGCAAUGGCCAGGCCCGCAGUAUUGCCAUGGUCGCAGCCACGUGCCUGGACGGGUCGCUUGUUCUGCCGGGCACGUGCAUUGAGGCUUCCAUCGGCUCGCAGCUGCCGGAGCCAGUGGACCCAGCCGACGGCGGCGGUCCCGGUCCUGGGGCCAGUGCCAACCCUUUUAUACUACCCGGGGCGCCAGCGCUCACAGCAGCACCGGCACCGGGCGCUGCAUCGGCGGCGGCAGUGGGCGCGGCAGCGGCUGCUGCUGCGGCAACAGCGCCUGCCCCGCAGGUGCCGCCCUCGGUGCACAUGAUUCCAGCCACGUGCCUGGAUGACUAUGACGACAUGCUGAUGCUACUGCCGCCGCCGCCGCCGCUAGAAUCAGCAGCCGCGGAGGCGGAGGUAGACCCGGUGGCUGUGCCGGAGUUGGCCGGGCAACCAGCGGUAGCUGGCGAGGACGCGGUGCGCGGGGGUGCAGGAACGGGCACGUCUACGGCUGCGGCUGCGGCUUCAGCUGUGCCGGCUGUGGCUGUGGCUGUGGCUGUGGCCCAUAUGGGUCGUGACAACGGCAAUGGCGGCGGCGCCGUAGCGGUGACGUGCUCCGCACGAGCGGUGGCGUGCGGAGGAGCGGCGGCUGCGCCGCCACCUGCUCCGCCCAGCAUCGAGCUGUCCGAGGUGCCUGCCACCUGCCUGGAGGCACUCCUGCCCGCACAGCUGCUGCCGGGGCAGGAGCCCGUGGAGCUCUUCGGCGCCGCAGCCGCACACGCAGCCGCACCCGCAGCCGCAGCCGCACCCGCACCCGCACCCGCACCCGCACCCGCACCCGCACCCGCACCCGCACCCGCACCCGCACCCGCACCCGCACCCGCAGCCGCAGCCGCGCCCGCACCCGCACUGAUCGUGCCAGGGACGCCGCUGGCUGGCCCUGGACUGCCUCCAGUGGCGGCUCUACCUGCACCACUGCUGCCCUUAGUGCCGCCAGUACCGCCGCCGCCGCCGGUACCACUGGCGCAUGCACCGGUGCUGCCCCAGUUUGACUACCUACUGGACGAGCCCACGCCGCCGCCCAAGAAGCUGCCCAAAGGCACCAGAUAUCUCAAGCCCGGACAGCGGGCCGGCCCGCCGCGGCUGCCACAGCCAGCUCCAGGGGCGGCACCUGCGCCGGUGCCGGCCGCACCCCAGCCGGCCCUGCAGCAGCCUCUUCGGCAGCCGCAGGAGAAUGUGCAGCGGUCACCUCGUGCCGGGCUGCCCCCCGCCUCCCCACAACAGCCAGGGCCGGCGCAGCAGGCCAGGCAACAGCAGCAGGUGGCGCCGCCGCCUCAGGGGCCUCCUGCACCGGGCCCCAACUCGCCGCACUGGCAACAGCAGCACCACCCGCAUUCCGCGCAACAGCACCCGCAGCAGCAGGUGGGCUGGCCGCUGCACCCUCAGCAGCAGCACCCGCCGCAUCAGUGGGGCCCUUCCAACCUUCAACCCCAGCAUCACCAACAGUACCACAACCCGCAGCCAUGGCACCAUCAGCACCACCACCCGCACCAGCCCCAGCACCAGCAGCACCAGCAACGUCAGCUUGCCUGGGGUCACCACGCAGCCCCGGGCCACACGUCUCCCCACCACUCGCCAAUCCACCAGGCGUGGCCGCCGCACUCACACCAGCACUACUCGCACCAACAGCAGCACCCAUACCAGGGCUUGCCUCAGCCUGGUCUGCACCGGACCGCGUCGGCCUCCCGCCUCCAGGGACCCGCACCAACGCAGCCCUUUGACCCAUCUGGGUUGGCAACCGCUGGUCCAACACUACAGCUCCACGCACAGCGGAGACCCAGCACUGCCGGCGCCACCUCUGCACAGUACCAGCCGUACACAGGGCACGUGGCAACGGCGCCGCCUGCACAGCCGGGCAGCGCGCCGGGCAGCCCGCUCAGAGCCGGUGCGCCGCCGAGCCCGUUUCAUGCUGGGGGCGACGACGACGAUGACGCGGCGUGGGACCUGGAGGCGGCGGCCGCGGCUGAGGCGGCUGAGGCGGUCAUGGCCCAGGCGGCGCGGGCGGAGGCGAGAACGGAGGCGGCCGCGGCUCUUGAAGAUGGCGCCUUGUCGGCAGCUGCAGCCGCAGCCAUCGGCGCGGCGCCUGCACCCGCACCCGCGCGCGCAGCAGUCGAUGGCGCGGCGGCAGUGGCGCCGCCGGUGGUAGGCGUCCUGACGGCGUCUGCCGCGGAGGGCGGCAGCUGCUCAUCGGCAGCCCUGGCGACGCUGGCGGUGCCGCCCACGCUGCCCAUCGUUGGCGGGAGUGCAGCUGCGCUGCUGCCGGAGCUGGAGGAAAGGAAGCACGGGCAGCAGGGCGGGGACGAGGCGGAGCCCCACUGCGACUUUGGUUUUGUUGCCACUCCCAUCGGCUUGGCGCUGCCUCCUUCUCCUCGCGCUCCACUCGCCGACGUCGCAGCUGGUGCGGCUGUGACAGCAGCCGCGGCCGCCGAGCCCGGCGCGUCGGAGUCAGAGGCGGGCUGCCCUGCGCAGGCCGCCGCGGAGGCAGUUGCCGGGGAUGCUGGCGAUGGCAGCGGCGACGGGGCUGCAGGGAGCGGCGAAGGUGGCUUCAGCAACCCCAACAGCAGGGCUGCCCAGAUUGCGGAGCAGAUGCGGCAGCGCAAGCUGGGAAGGUUCGGCAAGCCUGCUGUGCAGCCGCAACCAAAGCCACUGCAAGGCCCGGCUACAUCCGUGUCUGCGGCUGCUGGCAACGCUUCCUCCUCACAUGCGGGCGACGACAGCUACGGCGGUUUUGGUAGUUGUAGCAGCUUUGCGGCGGCCUCCAGCGGCGGCGGCGGAUUCUCGUUCGCCAACGGCAAGGGCGUCCAGAUCUCCGAGGCAGCACGGCAGCGCAGCGCGAAGCUGUUUGCGAAUUUGGAUCCCGUCAGCGCCGUGCCCGCCGCGGAAGAGGACGACGGCGGCUUGGCCGCGGCAGGCAACGCGGGCUUUGCUGCCGCCGCCACUGCCGGUGGCGGUGGUGGUGAAGCCGAUGGCAGUGGCAGUGGCGGCGGCGGUGGGUUUUCAUUUGCCAGCGGCAAGGCCGUGCAGAUAUCAGAUGAAGCGCGGCAGAAGAGCGCGAGGCUGUUUGCGAGCCUGGACCAGUCAAGUGACCUACAUGACCCAGAUGGUGCAGCAGCUAUAGAUGCGGCGGGCCCGGACACUUCUGGCCCCGGCCUGUCCGUGGCCACACGCGGCGGGCUGCGGGGCGGCAGCACAGGCAGCUUCUCGGCGCCACGGCCGCUGGCGGUGGCAGCAGCAGCAGCGGCGGGCGGUGCGGCGGGCGCAGGCGGCGCGGCGGGUGCAGGCGCAGGCGGGACAGGCGGCUUCUCUGCCCCGCGGCUGCUUGCAGGAGGUCCAGGUGCAGGCGGCAGCGGAGGCGCUGGUGGCGGAGGCGCUGCUAGCGCAGCCGGCGGCAUUAUCGGCAGCGGCAGAUCUUUGUCAUUUGGCGCCGACCUGGGCGGGGGCAUGGUUGCGUCCGGCUUCCAGACCGCCCGCGGGCACACCGUGCCGGUGUCGGCCAAGGCGCUGGAGAGGGCCGCUGCGGCCACGGCCAAGCUGGACAAGGAUGGCGACGCCGCGGCGGCCUCCGUCAGCGCCCGCGUCAGUGCCAGCGCAGGGCUGGCCCCGGCCUCGGCCUCCGCCCCCACGUCGGUGCUGGGUGCCGCAGCCGAGUUUGGGCAGGACCUGGGGGGCGGCAUGGCGGCCACCGGGUUCCAGACCGCUGGUGGCCGGGUGGUGGCGGUGUCGGCUCAGGCGCUCAAGCGCCGAGCCGAGUUCAUGGCCAAGCUGGACAAGGACGGGCCGCUGUUUGGCCCGGACGCGGCGGCGGCGGCGGAGUGGGACGACGUUGCUGCAAAGCGGCCAUGCCCCAGCACCGUAGGAGGCAGCACCAACAGUGGUGGUGGCAACACCGGUGGCGGUGGCGGCUUCAGCAUGCCGCGCGCUGCCCCAGGCACGGGCGCAUUCAAGCCUCCGUCUCGCAUCGGGCCUUCCUUGCUACCGCAACGUAGGCUACAGCAGCAACAACAGCAACAGCAGCAGCAGCAGCAGUCAGCGCCGCCUGCCCAACAGGAGCACCAGGCGCAGGCGUCGGUGCCCGUGGUGGCUCCGGCCGAAACCACAUGCACCGCCGCGCCCGCCGCUGCGGCAACGCGGCCGGUGGACGGCGCGGCGGCGGCGCAGCGGCUUCCGGGUUCCUCUUGCUCCGCCGCGCAAGGGCAUGUGGCAGCAGAUGCAGCAGAGGCCACAGGCGGCGCAGUGGGUGCAGCUGCAGCACCAACGCCUUGGGCGGGUGACGGGACGGCCACUGUGAAGGCUUCUGACCAAGCGGCGCCAGAGCCGCUUCCAGCUGAGCCGCCGGCGCCUGCCCGCACAGCGGCGGGGCCGGCAGCGGCAGUGGCCGAGACGCCCGCAACGGCGGCAGUGUUCUCAGAGGCGGCGCCUGCAGCGACAGCGCAGGCCGGCAGCGGCGGCACCGGGCCGGUGACUGACGGCGGCAGCGGUGCCAGGCCGCCCGUUCCCGUGGUCGCGGACAGCCGUGGCGCGGCGGCUGCGCUUAGCGACGCCGGCACCGCGCGAGCCCCCGCCCAAGACAGUAGUGCUACAGCCGCUGCCGUCGCUACUGCCGCCGCCGCUACUGCUACUGAUGCCCCGCCCGCGUCCCAGCACUGCCAGGGGUCACAGGAUGCAGGGCAGGCCGCCGCCGCCGCCGCCGCCGCCGCCGCCGCCGCCGCCACACACAGUCAGCAGUCCGGAGGCGCAGCUCCAUUCGGCGGCUUUCGGCGGCGGCUGCCCUCCGCCUCCACCAUCGUCCUGCCGGGUGCCGGCUCCGGCCCUGGCGCCGAGGCCACCACCAGCGCCGCGAGCACCAGCGGUGUCGUUGUGCCUGACGGACAGGGCAGCAAUGGCGUCGCUGGCCGGCGCAGCGUUGCCGCUGCGGCUGCGGCUGCGCCUCCUCCUCCUCACGGCCCAGUUGGCCCAGCCGGCGGCAACAGCGGCGGCGGCGCUGCAGCCAUGGCCGUGCCCCUGCCGACACUGCAGUUCGCCUCCGGCAAGGCCAUCGUGGUCAGCGAGGAGGCCCGGAGGAAGGUGGCGGGGCUGUUUGCCAAGCUUGACAGCUGCGACAAGGCAGCGGCGGAGGCUGACGCCGGAGAUGGCGCGGAGGCUGAGGCCGGGGCCGGGGCUAGGGCCGGGGCUGAGGCCGGGGCUGAGGCCGGGGCAGGGGCUGGGAUAGACAAGCCGACCGGGGCAGGCAAGCUUCCAAUCACGCAGCAGGGGCCGGGCGCAGCAGAGGCGUUCCCCAGCCGUGCCACGCCACCGCCGCCGCCGCCUCCGGGGCUCCCGCCCAUGCGCACGCUUCAGUUUGCUUCGGGCCGGAGUGUAGUGGUCAGCGAGGCGGCCAGGAGGAGGGCUGCGGCACUGUGUGUUGACAACAAGGAGAACUCAACGGCUGCCGCAGACGAGGACCGGGAGCACAAGCAGGGCAACGCAGCGGUGACAGGAAGCGCCUCUGCCACCGCUGCCGCCGCUGGUGCACCAGCUACAGCCACAGCACCAGCCGCGACCGCGACCGCGGCCGCAUUUUGCGGGCUGGUGACGGCGGGCGGCAGGCCGGUAGCAGUGAACGAGGCGGCGCGCAAGGCGGCCGCGGCCUUCCUGCAGGGACCCGACCCAGGCGCCGAGGCGGCAGCGCCCGGUCAGUCUGGCCCUGACGGCCAGCCUGGUGCGGGUUCGGUCGCAGACGGGAGCCGAGGGAUGGAUCAGCUGCAACAGGCGGGGGAAGCCCCACGGCCGCCGAUGGCGCUGUCGGUGCCGCCGCCACUGCCUCCCGCCGGCACCGCGUCGGCGGGUGCUGUGGCUGCACCCGUCCAGGAUGCAGGGGGCGGUGGGAUGGAGGAGGAUGACGAGGACGGCGGCGGCAUCGCUGGCGGCGGCGUCGCUGGCGGUGCUGCCGCCGCCGCGGGGACGCCUCUGCGCGUGGCCUCUGCCGCCGCUGGCCUGAACGUAGCCGCGUCCGGGGCCGGGGCUGCCACUCCCGGUCUGGCAGGCAGGGGGAGGGGCGGCGCCGGCGGCGCAAGCCCUGGCGGUGCGGCGGCAGCCUCCGCCGCCUGCACGCCCAUCGCGGGGCUGCGAGGACCACCGGCGUCAGUGGGCGGGCUGCGGCGCCCGCGCCCGUCUGCGGCCGGCGACGGCAGCGCGGCGCGACCCCCGCGGCCCGCCAGCGCUCCGGCCGGCGCUGGCGGACCUGGCGCUGGUGCGAUGCCGCCGCGUCCCGGCAUGGCUCGUGCGGGUUCGGCUGCCAAGCGCAAGUUCGUGUCCCCAGUGCCGGCCGGGUACACCGGCAAGCCGGGGGCGCCGACGCCGGCGGCUCCGGCGGCGGCGGCGGCGGCGGCUGGCAUUCGCGGUGGCAUCACUCCCGGCUCCGAGCUGAGCUCUGGCGGCCGACCAGGCACCUCGCCCCGCAAGCGGCCGCGCCUGAGCUCCCUCUUCAACAUGGAGGCUGCGGACGGCCCCGACGGCGCCGCCGCCUGUGGCGGUGUUUGUGGCGAUGGCGGCGGCGGUGGAGCCGCAAAGCUGCCCCUCGGCGGCUACUUCGCGCUGCCGCCGGGGCCUGCAGCUGCGGGAUGUGCUGGUGGUGGUGUUGCGGAUGGUGCAAUGGCGGCGGAGGCAGUAGCAGCUAGCGGCAAGGCGGCGGGUACGGCGGCUGCGGCGGGGUCGGAGCGCAUUGCUUCCGAGGUGCUAACGGCGGCGCCGCGGCAUUGGCGGCCGGUGUCGAGCUGCGAGGUGGAGGUGAUGGGGCCGCAGGAGGCGGCGGCGUUUAGGUUCUGGGUGCAGCUGCAGCCCGCGGCCGCCGCCGCAUCAGCGCCAGCAGCAGCAGCAGCAGCAGAAGCACCCAGUGAUGGGGCCCAGGCCGCUACAGCCAACAAGGAGGAAGGGGCACAGCUGGUGAUGGCAGCCGGAGGCUACACAGUAGUGGCGCCGCCGCCAGCGCAGCCGGAGCAGGCGCAGCAGUGGGGCUGGUGGGGUGCUGCGGAGGCGCAGGCGGCGCUGCAGGCGCUGCCGGAGGCGGGGCCGGGCGCGCUGUCCAAAGUCGCGCGGCCGCUGGCGAGCGAGGAGUGGGUGGCCAACCACUGGCGCUGGGUGGUGUGGAAGCUGGCGUCGUACGAGCGCAGGUUCCCAGCCCACUGCCGGCACAAGAGCCUGACGCCGGUGGCGGUGCUGGAGCAGCUGCGGCGGCGAGCACAGGUGGAGCUGGCGGGCGGCGCGCGCCCAGUGCUUGCGACCAUCCUGGCACACGACCGCUCCGCCACCUUCCCCAUGGUGCUCACCGUCAGCGCCCUGCCGAACCAGCAGCAGCAGCAACCGAAGGCGCCCGGCGCAGCCCCCGCCCCCGCCCCCGCCUCCGAGGCUGCCGGUGCCGCUGCCGCUGUGUGCGGCAUGCGUGUGGAGCUGAGUGACGGCUGGUACGCGGUGCCGGCGGGCCUGGACGCAGCGCUGGCGCAGCUGGUGAUGGCGGGGCGCAUCCGGGUGGGCUCCAAGCUGCGUGUGUGCGGCGCCGAGCUGGCCUCGGAGCGGCCCUGCGACCCGCUGGACGGCCUCACCAGCGGCGCGCUGCUGCGCCUGCACUACAACGGCGUGUGCCCUGCGGCCUGGGACGCGCGGCUGGGUGCUCAGGCCAGCCCCGCGCCCAUGGCGCUGCGGCCGCUGUGGGAGGUGGCCCCCGGCGGCGGCCCUGUGUCCGCCACGCUGCUGCUGGUGGCGUCCCGCUACGGCGUCAUGCACGUGGCGGGCGGCGUGCACCGCAGCCCGCGCGCGCAGGAGGAGCGGGUGAACCGGGCGCUGGUGCAGCGCGGCGAGGCCGCCUCCCGCGCCUCCACGGCGGCUCAGCGGGCGGAGCUGGAGCGCUGCCAGCGGGCGGCCCGCGGCGCACCGGGUCCCAGUGUGUUUCCCGGCUACAGCAUCCGCGUGCAGCGGGCCUACGCCAACAUGGUGUUGAGGGGCGGAGGCGGCGGUGGAGGCGGGGACGAAGACGGCGGCGGCGCCGGGCUGAGGGGCGGGCCGCUGAGCGCGGAGGAGCAGGCGCAGCUGAACAAGCUGAUGACGGAGCGGCAGUCCGCGGUGGCGACGGAGGCGCAGCGACUGAUGGAGGAGGCCGCGGCGCCGCCGCCGGGGGCCGCAGGCGGCAGCAGCGGCGGUGGUGGUGUGGACGACGUUGGGACGGCCUACAUGCGGCUGCGUGUGUUCGGGGUGACGGCUCCGGGCGUGGCAGGCCCCCCCAGUGUGGCCAUGCUGCGCCUGUGGCGGCUGGGGCCGGAGCAGCAGGAGGGCUUCCGGGAGGGGCACGUGCUGCUGGUCAGCCGGGUGCAGGUGCAGCGGGAGGCAGGCGGAGGGGGAGGAGGAGGCGGAGGAGGAGGCGGGGGAGGGGGAGGCGGGCGGCGGGCGCAAGGCACGGAGUGGGAGCUGCAGCCCAACGGCCGCAUCAGGUGCCUGGAGCUGUCCAGUAGCGCCGCCACCGCGUACCGAGACCUGGGCCCCGCCGCGCACCUGUCCCACCUGCUGGCGCUGCCCCGCUACACGCCCCGCCGCCAACUGCGGCUGGCGGAGGUGCCAGCCGCACUGCCGCCGCAGAUGGCGGCGCGCAUCGCGCCACACCUACACCACCAGCAGCAGCACCUGCAGCAGCAGGGGUCGUACCAGCAGGGGUCGUACCAGCAGGGGGUGCCAGGUCCGCCGGCGUGGGACCCGCACACCUGCGUGUUCGAGUUUGACUUCGUGGGGGUGGUGGUGCGCGCCGGCGAGCCCGACGAGCUGAUGGGGGGUGGAGGUGGAGGCGGAGGGGGAGGGGGAGGAGGGUUUGGUGGCGGCGCGGCGGUGCUGCAGCAGUGGGUGUUCCUGGCGGAUCACACAAGCGGCAUGUGCGGCGGCGCGGGGCUAGGGGGCGGGGAGGGCGCGGGAGGAGGAGGAGGCGGCACGCAGCCGUGGAUGCUCGCAGUCAAGCUGAUUGGAUCCAAGGAGGCGAUUGACUUCAUCCAGGACCCCCAAAACCAGUCCGGCGCCAUCUACUCCUUCAAGCACCUGCAGCUCAUCACCCGCGACAACGCCAACCAGCUGUGGGUGGCGGCGGCGCCCGACGUGUGCUCGCUCAGCCGCGUGGCGCCGCCGCCGCCGCAUUCGGCCGGAGGCGGAGGAGGCGGAGGGGGGCAGCAGCCGGGCCGGCGCUCGAGCCUGGGCGGUGGGAUGGCUUCGGGGCCGGGCAGUGGGGACCCGGUGGUGGGCUGGGCGCGGGGCCCGGCGGGGCAGCAGCAGCUGGAGCUGUAUGGGCGCAAGAUCGACCGAUUGAGGGGCGGCGGGUGAGGGGCGGCGGGGGCGGGGGAGAGAUUUUGGGAAGAUGAGAGGGAACGAGCGAGCGGCAAGCAAGCAAGAUGCAUUGGGGUCGCGUGUCGUGAAUAUAUAGCGUCACGCACAUCCGCCGCAUGCAGCAGCACGUAGAUAGCAGCAUAGAUAGGGUGGCUGCUUGUCUGGCGCGAUUCUGGUGUGGGCGUGUGCUUCGAUCGGCAUAGAAACAGGCAGGGUGGGGUGGGGUCCUGCUGUAUGUGUGUAAUGAAUAGCGAGUGCAUGUUUUGUGUAUUAUUCAUGCAACGGGCGUGUACUACUGCGUGGGAAGGCAGGAUGCUGCUGGAAUAGUGGCACAAGCAUGUUCGGCGGUACACGGCACGCACGCAUGGGGAGGUGCAUGGGCGGCAGAGCUGAGCCGUGCAUGCACUGCUGCAGCAUACGCAGGAUGUGGGUUAUUCUGCUGGAAGUGCAAAUGGGUGUGGAGGCGCACGAGGGCGCGGCAUUGCAGCAGCCGGGAGAGGCGACUGGAGAACUAACGCAGGUUGCCAGGGUUUAGGGUUACAGGGCACAGUACGUAGCUGUAGGCUGUAGGCUGUAGGCUGCUGUAGGUGGGUAGCAGCACAAUGGCAGUGUGAGCCUGACAGGUAAUGUGGAUGGGCGGAACGCCCGUCAAGAUCCAGACACGAUAGAUGAGAGGCACGGCCAAGUAAAGCCGUUACCAUGCCCAGUGUUCCGGCCACUUGUAAUAGUUCUACUGU
Chlamydomonas reinhardtii is the source of this 10499-nucleotide messenger RNA. RefSeq lists its product as uncharacterized. The coding region runs from base 424 to 9759 and encodes 3111 amino acids. The record is from RefSeq and is a predicted model, not a curated record. The transcript is spliced from 21 exons. Gene Ontology annotation, biological process: double-strand break repair via homologous recombination; regulation of DNA-templated transcription. NCBI's taxonomy places the organism in Eukaryota, Viridiplantae, Chlorophyta, Chlorophyceae, Chlamydomonadales, Chlamydomonadaceae.